AUGGUAUUCGAUGGUUUUAGGGUGUGCCUACGACCUUUGCUUCCUGGUUUAGAUGUUUCGGAUUUAUCAAAAGCGUUCAUAUCAUAUACUGAUGUGGGGAGAAGCAAGUAUGUACGGCGGAAAGACCUCAAGGCCCGGUGGUACUUCGACUGUGAGUGCUCCCGCUGUGUUGAUCCGGCCGAUGACAUGCUGACCGCUAUCAAAUGUUCCACGCCAGGAUGUUCAGAACCGUUGAUAAUCACUGAGACGUCGGAGCCGUGCUAUAUAGCCUGUCCAAAGUGCCGUGGAAUGACCGACGAUAGUACAGUAAAAGAGGCACAAGAGCUGAUGAAGAGUCUUCCGGCUUCAUUUGAUCCUCAAUGCCCUGCAGAAAAG
Strongylus vulgaris is the source of this 375-nucleotide messenger RNA. Lineage: Eukaryota; Metazoa; Nematoda; Chromadorea; Rhabditida; Strongylidae. The record is from the annotation of a GenBank genome assembly.